Exophiala bonariae is the source of this 1467-nucleotide messenger RNA. RefSeq lists its product as uncharacterized. Gene Ontology annotation, cellular component: membrane. Gene Ontology annotation, biological process: transmembrane transport. The record is from RefSeq and is a predicted model, not a curated record. The transcript is spliced from 6 exons. Lineage: Eukaryota; Fungi; Ascomycota; Eurotiomycetes; Chaetothyriales; Herpotrichiellaceae. The coding region runs from base 1 to 1467 and encodes 488 amino acids. Gene Ontology annotation, molecular function: transmembrane transporter activity.
AUGUUGAAUAUCUCAGAUAUGAAAGCCAAUGUGGAGGAGUUCGACAUUGUCGAGAACCCAACCGAAAUUGAGGCGGAUGUUGAGAUGAAGCGCCGAGAGGCUCGUGUGGUUCGCAAAAUUGACCUCUACCUCAUGCCUACCCUAUUGAUAUUGAUGCUCUUGGGGUUCCUCGAUCGAGGUAAUAUUGGUUUUGCGGCUUCACAAGGUAUGAUCAAGGACAUUGGCUUGAAGGGAAAACAAUUGAAUGUCGCUGUCUCGGUUUUCUACAUCUUUUACAUUCUCGCGGAAUUGCCGUCGUCUCUCCUGGCAAAGAGGCUGCAAUAUAAUCGAGUCAUCCCUGGUGUUAGUCUGGCAUGGGGCCUUGUAUGUCUCGGGAAUGGGUUCAUCCAUAACUUUGCCGGCCUCGUGGUCUGUCGGCUGCUUCUGGGCCUUUUCGAAGGCUUCUUGUUUCCCAGCAUGGUGCUUAUGAUGGCAAACUAUUAUCGAAGAGAAGAACUAGGUUACCGCGUCAGCUGGGUGUACAUCUGCAUUGCCGUAUCGAGUGCUUUUGGAGGACUUAUCGCGUUUGCCAUCCUCCAUAUGAAUGGUCUCGCAGGGUAUCCAGGGUGGAGAUGGCUGUACAUUAUCGAGGGUGCCUUUACUGUUAUUUUCUCCUUUGGUUGUUUCUUUCUCAUACCCAAGGAUUAUCAAAGUGCAUGGUUUUUGAACCAGGAGGAUAAGCAGAUCAUGAAGCAUCGGGAUGAUGAGACUCGGGCAUAUAGUGGCGGAAGUGGGCACUAUAAGAAAAAGGACGUGAUGAUGGCGAUGGCUGAUAUCAAGACGUGGGUGUAUGCAUUUAACCACAUGUUCUGUAUGACGCUUGUCUAUGGAUUUUCCGUCUUCCUUCCUAUCAUCCUGAAGAACGGAUUCAGAUAUGAUACCAAGCAGGCACAGUACCUUGCUGUACCAGUUUUCCUCUGGGGUGCUAUCGUCCUGACAGUGGUCGGUUACCUAUCCAAUCGGUAUCAGAAGAAAUUCCUGGCCACAGUGCCAACCACACCCUUUGGAAUGGCCGGAUAUGCCAUAUUAUUGGCACCAGCGGACAAAGUUCCCGUGGGAGUCCGCUACUUCGCAUGCUUCCUCAUCACGACCAGCAUAUUUUGCUGUGCAGCCGGCAACUUUGCAUGGCUGUCCAGCAAUACAGCGCCUGAGGGGAAACGAGCAGCCACUGUGGGCAUCACUUUGACCCUCUGCAAUAUUGGAGGGGUCAUAUCGGGUCAGAUAUACAUCCUCGACGAAGCCCCGCAAUUUCUUACUGGGCAUGCUUGCAGCUUGGCAUGCAUUGUUCUUGCCGCAAUUGGAUGGACAUUCCUUCGCGUCUUGUUCUCUAGAAGAGAGGUGUGGAAGGCAACAGCUAGAAACGAAGGGCAUGUGAGGGAAGGAACUGAGAUCUCUGAUCGCGAUCCUUCCUACAAAUACCAGAUGUGA